This is a messenger RNA of Cottoperca gobio, 1143 nucleotides long. Its product is annotated as GTPase IMAP family member 7-like. The coding region runs from base 1 to 1143 and encodes 380 amino acids. The record is from RefSeq and is a predicted model, not a curated record. Gene Ontology annotation, molecular function: GTP binding. The transcript is spliced from 2 exons. Lineage: Eukaryota; Metazoa; Chordata; Actinopteri; Perciformes; Bovichtidae.
AUGGACGAUGCCCUCCUGGAGUUGAUAAACACGUGCGAUGGAAGAUACUGCCGAAUCACAUCUGCAGCAGCAGACGAGCUGCAUGCUCUACUCGAGAUGGUCGACUUCAUGCUGGCUGAAAACGGUGUGACCGGUUACACGGACACCAUGCUGACUGAAGCUCAGGAAAGGAACACAGAAGACUCGGCCAUGAAGAUGCUGAAACAGAAGGUGCGGGAGGUCGAGGAGAAGGAGCAGGCAUUCAAGCAACUGAUUCAACAACAAGAGCAGAGAAGAGCCAAAGAGAUGGAGGAGCUGAAGGCGAAACAUGCAGAGCAAAGAAAGAAGGAGACAGCCGAAAAGAAACAGCAUGAGACAAAGAGAGAGAGCCUGGAGGAGGCUGUGACGAGCCACAGAGCCAUGCUGCAGCUCCAGAUGAGUGCCACUGAUGAUGUUCACACGGAGAAGAUGUCGGUCAUGCUGUUGGGUCUUUCUGGCAGCGGGAAGUCCUCUGCUCUAAAUCUAAUUCUAGAGAGAGCAGGUAAUCGAUACUCAACUGAUGAGUCGAGUCAAGAACCCCCUCAGCCCACCUUGUUUUGUGAGAGAAAGGAGGUGUUUGCAGCAGGGAGGCAGCUCCUCCUGGUGGACACCCCCGAGCUGUGGGACGAGGAGGGGGCGGAACAUCUGGAGCUGGUCAAGGACUCCUUGGCUUUGUCCUUACCUGGACCCCACGUCUUCUUGCUGGUGCUCCAACUGGGGCGCUUCAUCCAGGGCGAGUGCGAGAUGCUUGUGCAUCUGCAGAAGAUCUUUGGACGGAACUUUGCAGAGCACGCCAUGGUCCUCUUCGUUCGCUUCGAUGGCAACCAGCACAGGCCUCAGAGGAUCAACGACUACGUGGCCGGAGCCCAUGCAACCCUCCAGGACCUCAUCCGGAAGUGUGGGAGCCGUUAUCAUGAGCUGAAUGUCACAAAGUCCCAGAAUGCUCUGAGCUAUCCUCAGGUUAAAGACCUGCUCUCAGGGAUCAACAAACUGGUAGCUUCACACGGAGGACGCUCCUACUCGGUGAAGAGGUUUUCUUUGCAGGAGCUGCAGGAGAGGAAGAAAGUGAUUAGGAAGAGAAAGGACGGGGCUUUGGAGAGGGACUGCUUAUUAAGAGAUGCUUGA